This is a messenger RNA of Salvelinus fontinalis (brook trout), 6729 nucleotides long. RefSeq names its product sodium/potassium-transporting ATPase subunit beta-2-like. Bases 444 to 1292 code for a protein of 282 amino acids. Gene Ontology annotation, cellular component: sodium:potassium-exchanging ATPase complex. The record is from RefSeq and is a predicted model, not a curated record. The transcript has 7 exons. Gene Ontology annotation, biological process: sodium ion export across plasma membrane; intracellular potassium ion homeostasis; potassium ion import across plasma membrane. Gene Ontology annotation, molecular function: ATPase activator activity. NCBI's taxonomy places the organism in Eukaryota, Metazoa, Chordata, Actinopteri, Salmoniformes, Salmonidae.
UUGGUUAGAGAGUGAUGGGUGAGUAGGGGUGAGGUUUGAGUGACGAUGAGCGAGAGAGAGACUGGUAAAGAGAGAGAGAGAUGAAGAGAGAGCGCUUUACUGCAGUAUCACUACAUUUCUGCAUCACUCAUCAAAACUCUGCGGCAUGCGGACGAGAACGGCAGAUGCCGGGGUUGUACUGAGUGUAGUGUCAACAUUAACUGUAAUUAGAUACCCUAGCAAGGAGCUGCCAGAUGUUCAUCCUUCUUGCAAAGCAGCUCUUCAUUUGUGCGCUUGAUAGCGGUUUUCUGCUUUCUAUCGGAGUAAUUGGCACCCGUUAGUUUCCAGAACAACUAUGUAACAAGUUUUGCAGUGUAUGCCUACCUCACAGCUCGAUAUUUCACAUAUCACCCUAACGACUAUCUACAUUAGGCUAUAAAGCCCGGUUAUAAAAACAUCUAGAAAUGGCAAAAGAUGCCGAGAAGAGCACUUGGAGGGACACCAUAUGGAACCCCAGUACGCGGGAAUUUUGUGGCAGGACAGCGAGCAGCUGGGGCCUCAUCCUGCUCUUCUACCUAGUGUUCUACAUCUUCCUAGCAGGCAUGUUCUGCCUCACCAUGUAUGUCAUGCUGCAGACCUUGGAUGACCACAAACCCACCUGGCAAGACAGGCUUGGCACACCAGGCAUGAUGAUCAGACCCAGGGGAGACACCAUGGAGAUCAACACCCACAACACUGAGAGCUGGGACAUGUAUACCAAGACCCUGGACAAUUUCCUCUCCCCCUACAACAACUCUCUGCAGGCUGAGAAGAAUGACGAGUGCACACCGGACCAGUAUUUUAUUCAGGCAGACAGUGGUGAUGUGAAGAACAACCCCAAGCGCUCCUGCCAGUUCAACCGAACCCUUCUACAAGAAUGCUCUGGCCUCGAUGACCAUACUUAUGGAUACCAGGCUGGCAAGCCAUGCAUCAUCAUCAAGCUGAACCGGGUCAUUGGGAUGUUGCCAGGAAAGGAUGGCCAGGCUCCAUUUGUCACUUGUGGAGCGAAGAAAGAAGACUCUGAUAAGAUUGGAGAGGUGGCGUACUACCCUAAAAAUGGCAUCUUCAACCUCAUGUACUACCCUUACUAUGGCAAGAAAGCUCAGGUGAACUACUCCCAGCCUCUGGUUGCCAUUAAGUUCCUCAACAUCACCCUCAAUGAAGACAUCAACAUUGAGUGCAGGAUCAUCUCCAACAACAUUCCUCCUGGGAGUGAAAGAGACAAGUUUGCUGGAAAAGUGUCUUUCAAACUGAGGAUCAACACUAAACAAUAGAUGCACUUUCUCUUUCUCUCACUAACAUGUCCACCCACCUCUUCAUUCUGUGCACAGGUACACACACACACACACAUACAGAAACAGAUAACAGAAUUAACAUCCUCCGUUUGACGAAUAGAAUAUGAUUACAACUUCCAUUUACCCUCGAUGUCGGACAUUGUAUGCCCAGUUUAGUGAUGUCAAAUUGGUGCAGUAAAAAGGGUGGUAAUUCUGUCUCUGUUUUUUGUGUGUGAGAUUUGGGACUGAUUCUGUUCUGUAAGUUACUUUGACUUGAAGUCUAUUUAUCAACACGUCUUACCAGUUUAUUGUGGGUCCUUCCUUGCUGCCUCCCUCUAGAGUGCCCCUUUAUAUACGAAUAUACACAAAACGCAAUACUAAACGUGUAUAUCUAGUUAUAUAUAAUAUCCUUAUAUCAGUAUGUCUAUUUUAUUGCACUUGAAUAGUUCAACAGCUAAACGUAUGAUGUAAAAACCAUUUUGGUGGAUGAAUGCAUGAGUCAUUUUUCAUAUGUGUAUUGUCUUUAGUGUCCUAAGAAAGCGGGAGGCCUCAUGUCCCAGCUCUCUGCUCUGCUAUGUGGGAAUUAUUAAUUAGGUUAUGUUAAACCACUGGCCACCAGCACUCUGCAGUGAUCAUCCAGUUUAGCCCCCCCACACAGCCAUUGUGUGAAUGAAAUGUGAGCUAUAAGAAGAUAGCAUCUCCAGCAUGGGGAGUUAUAGAGGUCAACACCUUUGAGUAUGUGUAUGUGUGCGCGCGUGUAUGUUUGUAUGUGUGUGUGUACUGUAUGUGUAUGUUUGUAUGUGUGUGUACUGUAUGUGUAUGUUUGUAUGUGUAUGUUUGUAUGUGUGUGUGUGUGUACUGUAUUUGUAUGUGUGUGUACUGUAUGUGUAUGUUUGUAUGUGUGUACUGUAUUUGUAUGUGUGUGUACUGUAUGUGUGUGUGUGUGUGUACUGUAUGUGUGUGUGUGUGUGUGUGUGUGUACUGUAUGUGUGUGUGUACUGUAUGGGUAUGUUUGUAUGUGUGUGUGUACUGUGUUUGUAUGUAUGUGUGUGUGUGUACUGUAUGUGUAUAUGUGUGUGUACUGUAUGUGUAUGUUUGUAUGUGUGUGUGUGUGUUUGUAUGUAUGUAUGUAUGUAUGUGUGUGUGUGUGUGUGUGUGUGUGUGUGUGUGUGUGUGUGUGUGUGUGUGUGUGUGUGUGUGUACUGUAUGUGUAUAUGUGUGUGUACUGUAUGUGUAUGUUUGUAUGUGUGUACUGUAUGUGUAUGUUUGUAUGUGUGUGUGUGUGUGUACUGUAUGUGUGUGUGUGUGUGUGUACUGUAUGUGUGUGUGUACUGUAUGGGUAUGUUUGUAUGUGUGUGUGUACUGUGUUUGUAUGUAUGUGUGUGUGUGUACUGUAUGUGUAUAUGUGUGUGUACUGUAUGUGUAUGUUUGUAUGUGUGUGUGUGUGUUUGUAUGUAUGUAUGUAUGUAUGUGUGUGUGUGUGUGUGUGUGUGUGUGUGUGUGUGUGUGUGUGUGUGUGUGUGUGUGUGUGUGUGUGUGUGUACUGUAUGUGUAUAUGUGUGUGUACUGUAUGUGUAUGUUUGUAUGUGUGUGUGUGUGUACUGUAUGUGUAUGUUUGUAUGUGUAUGUGUACUGUGUUUGUAUGUAUGUGUGUGUGUGUGUGUAUGUACUGUAUGUGUAUAUGUGUGUGUACUGUAUGUGUAUGUUUGUAUGUAUGUGUGUGUGUGUGUGUGUGUGUGUGUGUGUGUGUACUGUAUGUGUAUAUGAGUGUAUACUGUAUGUGUAUGUUUGUAUGUGUGUGUUGUGGUAAACCGUGGGAUGUUGGGUGGAGCGUGCAGAGAUUGACACAGAGACAGGGAGGCUUUAGUCCGCAAAAACAACUUUACUAAGACAGAAAAUAAAUAUAUCAAAGAAAUAACUUAGGUUUUGCUCGGUCUUCCUUCUCUUUCUUAACUGGUGUCCGUCUCUCUCUCUUCUCUCCCGGUGUGUGCCAUCGUGCUCCUUAUAUUUCGCCUCCACAGCUGGUUGGCACUUUCCUCUAAUUACCUCCACUUAGCUGUCCGUGUCGGGGGCCCAGCUCCCGUAUUCCCAGCAGAGGGAGCCAACGUUGCCUCACGUACCUCCCCUCUAUUACCAUUCUCCGGGGUAGACCUCCUGGGAUACCACAGUGUGUACUGUAUGUGUAUGUUUGUAUGUGUGUAUGUUUGUAUGUGUGUGUGUACUGUAUGUGUAUGUUUGUAUGUGUGUAUGUACUGUAUGUGUAUGUUUGUAUGUGUGUGUGUACUGUAUGUGUAUGUUUGUAUGUGUGUGUGUACUGUAUGUGUAUGUUUGUAUGUGUGUAUGUGUGUGUGUACAGUAUGUGUUUGUUUGUAUGUGUGUGUGUACAGUAUGUGUUUGUUUGUAUAACAAAAUUCAAUUUUCAAGAAAAAUGUCAUACUGUAGGUUUGGAAGUUGCAUAUGCAAUGUGCAAUAUUCAUUAGAGUGACACAUCAGACACAUUCUUCACAUUAAACAGGACUCUUUUGUUAUAACCACUUGAAUUGCACAUCAGUCAUGAAUUGGAUCAGUCUUCCAUUACAUGAAUAUACAUCGUUCUUACAGUGCACACAUGGUUUGUGUUCACAGCUGUGUUCCUCCAGCUCAAGGGCUAGGUCUUUUUGCAUGUACAUCACAUAUAUUUCAUGUUUCUGGACAUUUAAAAAAAUAAGAUGAUGUUAUUUUAUUUUGUAUUGAUUUGCGCUGGUUUGUGUUUUUCUUGUGAAGACGAGAUGCUUAUGGUUCUGUGGAUAAGGACAUAUGGAGAGUUUGUUUUUGUUUCUAUGUUUGUUUAAACUUAUAUUCCAAAAUGUCUGACUGACUUCAUCAGUUUGUACAUGGCUUGUUACUGCUGUGAUAGCCUUCAAACUGAGAUGCACUGACUCUAACAUUUCUGAUUACAUUGACCAGAAUGUCUGUAUGGCUGUUUUGGUAAUACCGGUCAUUUGUUUGAUUUUGGUAGGAUUCUCUGCCAUUCCAUUGCUUUAAACAGGGGAGUACAACAGAUCAACCAACCUUGGAGUUGGAGGCUGUACUCUAACUAUAAACAUCUACAAUUGAGCGUUUAGGAAUUUGCUGUAGCAUGGUUGUCAAUGUGCUGUUGCACAGAUACCCUGGAUGUGCUGCUGACUUGAUUAGGUACACAUAAUAAGAAAAGCCCAUCCAUCAGUUGAGGGAUCUGUGGAUCUGAGCGAGCGCUGCUGAACCCAGGCACCUUGCCUUGGCUGUGACAUUGUGCCAAUGCGACUGAUCCUGCUACGACAUCAUAGCAACACUUUCAGAACACUAGACUCUAUCUGUUCACUCAAAUGAAGGAUUGUGUUGACUUUUAGGGCCUAUUCUUCUCUGUCAGUAUUGUAUAUCAAUACAUUCUCCUUCAUUUGGGUUAAAGUGGUGCCUCGGUAAUAUCAUCAUCAAGACUGACAGUAAUACUAUGUUUUGUUUGAUAGAUGUGCUGUAUAAUGCAUGUUGAGGUAUAUAGGAGUGAUUGAACAAAGUAAAGUGACUCCAUGCUGAACAUGCAUGCUGCAUGUAGCCUACCAAUAGUCGUUGUUUUUGAGCAGUGCUAGUGCUACCUAUUCCUUAUCAUUCCUGCUCCACUCUGUCACGCUUCAUUUCACUCUUAAUCUGGUCAGAUAAUCCAAAACAGGUCCCCUUCUUUAUCCUCUCUUUGUAGUUCCACCUUAUGUCAACCCUCUGUCUUUUGCUCUUUCUCUCUCUCUCUCUCUCUCUCUCUCACACACACACACACACACACACACACACACACACACAUACACACACACACACACAUCAUCCAUGCUUUCUGUUACGAUAUGUCAGGUGAGGAAAGACUAUGGUAUGUGCUUAGUUCCACAGUUACUUUACACUAUAAUAUUAUCAGGGUUUUAUCCAUGUGACCCACAUAUUGCCAUGUUGUACCACAAGCCAUUUUUCCGCAUGAGCCCAUUCCAUUCACAAUUCAAUCUACAAGUAAAUGUGUAUACUAUCCAUGGUGUGUGUAGCCACGCACUUACAGAUAUGUGGAUAUAUUCCUGAUGGCAAAAUGAAUGCUUUUCUUUGCUACAUACAAGAUUAAUCCUGCCACAUUCCCUCCAACCAAAGAUAUUCAUGAGCAUUUUUUAUAGUAUGAAAAAAAACGUGCUGCAACUGCCAGACCACAGAUCUUUCUGAGAGAAAGGAUUUCAUUUAAAACAUGUUUCAGAAUGAUGUGUGAAUGUCAUUUCAUGAGCAGUCCUAUUCUUACAUAAUGAUACACACAGAAGGAGCAUGUUUCACUAAAUGACAACAGUGCCUCUUGGUGGACAGAUCGUGUUGUUCCCCAGUGUCACCUGUUAUAUAAUAAUAUCUCCAUAUAUCCCUUUUUAAGUGAUCAUUUGGAAAUUUCUUCAAAAAGCAAUAGAUUUAUUUCCUGUGUGGCUGUUUUUAUUCUUGGAAUGGCUGCAACAAAUGUAUAGUAACAUAAAUAAUCAAGAGCGUGAGGAAGAAGACACAAAGAACAUGGAAAUAUUACAUUCACAUAUAGAUAUACUUAUGUUUGCUAAUGCAAAAGAUUGAACAAAGAUUGAACAAUAGAAACAUAACGAUUUUGUUUUCAAAAAUAUAAAGUAUUUUUAUUGUUAUUUUGUUGUAAAGAGGAAAUAAUGUAUUAGCUUUGUAUUGUAUUAAGACAGAGGUGCUACCUGGUAGGUUUUCGACCUGUAAUCUCAGAAUUCUGAGUGAGACUGAAGAAAACUUGACGAUUGACAUACCAAGUAGCAUUUUUUUUUCUAAGUCUGACCCCUUCUUUCUCUGUCUUGUUUUCAACCUUGCAGUAUUGAAUGGUUGCCCUGUUGAAACUCUUUCUCAGUCAUUGUCUACUGGUUACUCUUUUAGGUGAACAGUGCAUGUCUUUAUAUAGGCACCAAGAUGAUGAGAUGAAGAAGGGCAUCCUCUUCUGGUAUUGGUUUGAUCAGUUACACUGAUUCAAUAGAAAGCUGCAUAUUUACAGUAACUGCAAAGGAUUUAUCCCCAAACAGCACAAUACUUGCCUGUGUCCACUGCAUGUGGAAACUAGUGUGAACUAUUUAUUUCAAACUCACUUCUAAGCAGCAAGACAGCUUUUCACUAAAGGUCCUCCUGAAAAAUAAUAUAAAAAUGUUAUGUCCCUGAAAAUCUUGAAUCAGACAGACAGCUUAUUAAAAACGAUCUAAGGCAGAACUCCUUUGAAACACUUUGGGAUAGUCUCACCCAAAAUGAAUUGGCUGAUAAUUUUUUUUUUUUUUUGCUGUAUGUAUAUUAUUGUAUGUAUAUAAUGUUUUUGCUGUAUGUAUAUUAUUUUAUGUAUAUAAUUUUUUUGCUUAUGUUCAUUGUAAAAAAAAAAGAGAGAAAUCAAUAAAUGUGAUUGACAGAAACAACCUGA